Messenger RNA from Alligator sinensis (Chinese alligator), 6473 nucleotides. RefSeq names its product G protein-coupled receptor 146 (gene GPR146). NCBI's taxonomy places the organism in Eukaryota, Metazoa, Chordata, Crocodylia, Alligatoridae. The record is from RefSeq and is a predicted model, not a curated record. Gene Ontology annotation, cellular component: membrane. Bases 1033 to 2034 code for a protein of 333 amino acids. The transcript is spliced from 4 exons. Gene Ontology annotation, molecular function: G protein-coupled receptor activity. Gene Ontology annotation, biological process: G protein-coupled receptor signaling pathway.
AUGGUUUGAAAUCCUCGCUGGAGAGAAACCCAAGAGCUCGCUGCCUCCAAUGAAAGGCCCGCGCGGAGUAGGCAGGUUGCCAGGCAGGCUCGGCAGCGUGACCGCGCUGCAUUGAGUUUCUUUAAUGAAAGCCAGGAAAGAACACAUUACACAGUGUUUCUCCGGAGAGCUCAAGCCUCCAGUGAUUGAAAUCAAUAAAAACAGCCGGCAAGGGGCCCAGGGGGGGAGGAGAGAAACCUCUCCUCUAGCCUUCAGUCUGCUUUCCACUUUCUUCCUCCCCUCUAAAGUACAACUUUGAAGAUCAGCCUGACAAACUGCUUCACUUCCAACCCUCAGAAGAGUUUGAUGAGGGUGGAGGAAAGGUAGCCUUUUCAUUUUUCCUUCUGCUGACCAGGCUCCUUCCACUGUCUUGCGGGGCUAAAGGAAUAAAAGGGGUGGGGGGUUCAUUUCAGUCCCGCCUGGAAGAACUUCUACAGACAAGUGCAACCUCUGACAUUUCAGAAAAGGGAUGAAUUUUGCAGGGGAAGAAUGUUAAGAGGAGAAAGAGGAAAGAAAACAUGGGAUCUUAUUCAGCAAGAACCAGGCAUACUGGGGAGGAUGUCAACCACUAUCUCGGAGACUUCUGAAACUGCGGAAAAGACUGCAUUCAAAAGGGUAAGACAAGGACUAUCUCCCUCCUGAAGUGGUCACAACGUUAGAAAAUACAUGGUCAAUGCAAAGGACCGGAUCAGAAGUAAGGGAUUUGAGAAAUGAGAUAGCCGAGGGUUUCCUGAAUUUACUCUGAAAACGUUCCGAUUUGAUGAGCAAAAUGCUUCUGCAGGCUAUCAAGAAACACAGCUUCAAACGACAGGGGAGUGCUUACCAGAAAUAGAUAUUUUUCAUACAUAUUCUGCACAACGUAGAGGGUCUCAAAAAGUGCAAUUCAGAGAGGUUUUUGAAGUUGCUGCAUAUGGAUUCUUUCUAAGGUCUUUACAUUAGGCUUUUAAUGAAAAGCUGGUAACCAGCAGAGAAAAUACAAAAGUUCAGAUCACUAUGUGGAGCUGUGAAGUUUUGAAUAGUACCAAGAACAGCGAGGACCAGCAUCUAUGUCAUGACUUCCACCUUACUCUCUCCAUCCUUUCCUUACUCUACCUCAUCGUCUGUUUUCCAAUAGGCCUUUGUUACAAUGCCCUGCUGGUCCUGGUUAAUCUCUACAACAAAGCGACUAUGACAAUGCCAGAUGUUUACUUCGUCAAUAUUGCAAUUGCUGGUCUCAUCAUCAAUGCUAUGGCACCUAUGUACCUUUUGGGACCUGCCAGUACAAAAUGGGCUAUCUGGACUUUUAACAAUGAAGUUUAUAUUACAUUACUUAUUUUAUUCAAUGUUUCAUCUUUAGUUAUCAUGUACUCUACCACAUUGCUCAGCUUGGACUACUACAUUGAACGUGCUUUACCGAGAACUUACAUGUCAAGUGUGUACAACACAAAACAUGUCUGUGGGUUCAUCUGGGGAGGAGCUAUGCUUACAAGCUUUUCAUCUCUACUGUUCUACGUCUGCAAUCAUGUAUCCACAAAAAUAAUUGAAUGUUCCAAGAUGCAAAAUAAAGAAGCAGCCGACGCUAUUAUGGUUUUUAUCGGAUAUGUCGUACCAGCUGUUGCUGUACUAUAUGCACUUGUCCUAAUAUUGCGAAUACGUAAAGAGGCUACUCCACUUGACCAAGACACUGGAAGACUUGAUCCUUCAGUUCACAGGCUUCUGAUUGCUACAGUCUGUACACAGUUCACAUUAUGGACGCCCUACUACAUGACUCUUUUGGUCAGCACGUUUACUAACACGCAAGGAAAAGUUACAGAUGACGAUUACACCAGAAUAUUACCUUUUAUCACGGUUUUAUCAAAAUUCUUGGCUUUCUCAAGCAGCUUUGUAAUGCCUCUACUCUACCGAUACCUUAAUAAAAACUUUUCCAACAAACUGCGACGGCUGCUUAAAAAAAUACACUGUGGAAAUCGAGGAUGUUCCCAUGAACGCACAGUAGUACAGCAGGUUAUAACGUAGGCAUGAGAGUCUCAUGGUGCUCAGUACUCGGAAUACCAGUACAGUACUCAGUAUGUGACUGUUCUGCUGUUGAUAUUCAUAAAGAUCAUUUAUGUAGGAGUGCCUAGCAAGGAGGCUUGAAAGGGGCUUCCGUUAGAACUGAGUUACAGUUUUAACCUAGAGAUAUUAAAACUGGUUGCAUAAAUCUCUUCAAAGUCUAUCUACCUGUUAUAACGCCUGUGACUUCCAAUAUUUUCAAUGCACUGAAUUGAUUAUAAAACAUAAACUUUGUCCUCACAGUUUUUAUGAUCCUGUCUGGAAAAAAAAAUCACUAAGCGGUUAACUGAAGCCUUGAAUGAAGAUGCAGCACUUUGUUAUCUUGUACAGGAAGAGAAUAUAUCUUACUCUGAAUAUAACAGAAUACAACUGUUUUUAAUUUAAAAAGUAGUGCUAUCCUGGGUGAAGAAACAGCAUAUUUUCAAUGAAGGCGGCCUCUGUUAAAAAUCAUACCGUUCAACUGUAUGAGGCUGAAAAGUGAAGUAUUAAUUAUAAAUUACAUUGGUAUUUAACUAAUUUGCUUUGUUACUUUACCAAUUCCCUUCUAAAAUACCCCCAGAUUUGCAGUUCUAAGGAAGGAUAUUCUCACACAAACAUACCUAAUUUUAACAUCCUUAACAUAUCACAUUUUUGUAGAUGUAACAAUUAACAACAAUGCAUUUAUGUUUUCUUUGCUUUGUUUGCAUCAUAAAGCAUUUCAGUGAUUUAGAAAUAUUUAUUAACUAAUUUCAGGAGAAUCGAGAGAUAUGCAUAUUAAAGUGAAGAACACAUGAAGUUAGAAUGAAAGUAAAAACUUACCUGCUUUAAAGAAUGCCUGACUAAGUGUUAUGGUCCACAUAUGUUCAUGUAACUAUUUUAAAAAUAAAAAUUUCUGCAUUUGCAAAGGACAUGCUUAUGACAGACACAAACUGAAGUCUCUUCAUUCAGUGGACCUCAUUAAAGGUUUGAACAUACUGCAGAAAGUCUUUAAUAUCAAUUUUUGUUUUAAAAUGGGAAAGGAUCAAGAGCCCUUUUCAAAUACAAGUUACUGUUUUCCUUGACUAGAACAACGUGUCUUGAAGCAAUGAGUGGUUUAAUCAUUUAUAAAAAAGCAGGGACUCAGUUAUCCUAUUGAAUUCCCAAAUUCAAGCAUCUGAUUUGAUAGAAAGCAGGAGAUGAAUCAAUAUAAAAGGAAUUAAUUUAGUUCAUAGCAGUGUAAAACCUACAUUUUAGGUGUAAAACCUACGCUGCUCAUAGCAGUGUAAAACUUACAGAUUUAGCCUGUUAAAAUUGUUUUGUUCUACGUAAUCAACAGCAUUUUGGAUUUUUAUUUACAGAAGCAUCAGUCACGUUAUACAUACACACAGUUAGGAAACUAACACUUAAAAUGAUAUAUAUAUAUUAUUGGUGCAAAGAGCAGUGCAUACACAGACACACACACUAUAUCAAUUGCAGGUUUGCUUGUUUGACACAUAUGUGUUCGCAAUUAUAUAUAUAAUUCCAACCUGGCAGAAAACCAGGUACCCUGCGAACACACAAACAUGCAGUAGAGCCUCAUCGACUCAUAGUAACAAGAAGCACUGCAGUGCAAGCUCGUUAGGUUUCAUGGCUACAGAGUGGUGUGAAAGAAGAGCACCUGACCCAAACAGCAUAAAUGUGUGUAAAUGUGCUUCCCCUGUUCCAAGGGCAUUACUGACAGUGGGGAGGCAGAAAGUUAAAGUGAUACGCCGCCACCACCCUAUCGGGAGCAUGUCAUCACCUUUAUUGGUCUUCUCUCAACACAGUAGCAGAGUUUAGCUGAGACAAAUGUUAAUCAAAUGCAAAUUAAAAUUCUAUGUAGGUAUGGAUAUACAGUUUACCAAAAUGUGGUUUAGCAAGGUUCUGAUCUAGAAGGCAUGAGGAGAAAAUAGGUUUAACCUUUGUAAUUAAUACCAUUUCACCAUGCUAAUAUAUCCCAUUAUUUAUGAACCAAGAAAAGGGUGGGCUCAGAUCCUCCUCUUCAAUAUAACUGCUCUUCUCUUUCCAUACUCCUAUCUUUACUUGUCCUUAUUUGUGUCCAAUUUAUUUAAUAUAUUUCAUAUUUGCAUCAAAUAUAUGGAAUAAGUUAUGGACGCUUUUGCCCAAAGUCUUUUUACACUCAAAUGCUUGUAUAUCAAAUUAGAUAUCUGUGUUGCCAUUUGUCCACGGGAAAGAUGGAAUCCUUAGCUGUCAUAUCAGUGUGUGUGUGAGCCCAUAAAAACACUGCUUCUUGAACCAACUGAUAGCAAUCAGCUUUCCCCUAGCAUUGUGUUUGAUUUAUUAUAUGAUCGUUCAUGCUCUACAUAUUGUAUAUGCAUGGUUUCUCACUAAAUAUAAUUGUGUGACACCUAUUAUGGUAGUUUAAAUGGUUUCCUACAUCUCUUUUCUAAGACUAUAUUAGACUACUUACACAUUUGGACACAACGAGUAUCUGCCUUUCUAUAUUUUCCAGGACUAUGUAACCUCUCUGCUAUAGCAUCUGUGCACUCAAAAAAAUCUUUCAGUCUCAAACUAUUUUUAAAUGCAUGUAAGAGACUCUCGCCAGUAAUUUCUGCAUUACUUCACUGGCAGCUUCAGUUUUGGGAUGGAAAGCUUCAGUUAACAAGCAGAUUCUCCUCCUUUAUACAAUUUUAGUCACAUUGCCAAGUCUCUUCAUGCUCUAUUAUACUUAUCUCCUUAAAGCUAACUUCUGAAAUUCAAUCCUCUCAGAUGAUUUCUCUGAAAAUAUAGACAUAGGGAAACAAAUGCAUCUUUCUUCUUGCAACAACGAUUGCAUCCUCUCACCGUUCCAGCUUCACUCAAUAUAAAAUGCUCUUCCCCAAGAGUUUAUUGAAUAUUUUCAGUCAAGUGCUACUUUUCCCAAAGAGCCCUGACCAGCUCCUUACUAAUGCUCUUAACUUUCUUUGCAGUCUUUCAAAAGUAAUUACUUUUGAUAAUUAAUUUCUCAUAGACUUUGUUUAAAAUAUGCAAAGGGAAGAACGCAGGUAAUCUGAAGUAAAGGGAUGACAUGACACAAAGCUCUCUGCAGCGGCACCUGGGAGGCCCCCCACCUGUCUGUCUUAAAGAUUUAGGGGCACUGUCCGUUUUAACUUGGGUCGCUUGUUUACUUCCAAAUUUUUGUCCCCAUAUAAUUGUACCCCCGAUUAUCACACAGGCGGUCUCUUCAUUGAUGAGGAAUAAAAUACCACAUUAAUUUCUAUCCUCUUCUAUUGAGAUGAAAUUCUCUGCUUCAGACCAUUGAUCUUUUAUCAUCUCACUUCAGAUUAUUGUUUCUUGUCAGUUUUAAUGCGCUAUGCUAUUUGAUUUUCAUGUUUCAUUUUGUUCACCUACUUUUUCUCAUCACAGGCCUCACACUUUAUCCUUGGUACCAAUCACUGCAUAUUUGCUUCACCACCCUAGCUCCUGUUCUUAUGUUUUUUAAUGAGAUUCAGGUUUACUGCCAAGAUUUAACAUCACAGCUGAAUGUUAUCCAGUAAAAUGGGAGAGACAAAGAUCCCACCAGUUUUUCUCAACACCCUCUACAAAUCUCUAUCAACUCUUUUAAAGUCCUAUUUUUUUAAUGCAACUGAAGUUAAGCAUUUUUGCACAUAUCGUUGGAAACAUUUUAAAUGUGAGGGUAUUAAUUAAUAGGCUGCGCUCAUGCGCGCACACACACACUCAAGCCUUUUCUGGAUGAAUUUGCUGUUUUUCAGAGCAAAUCUUAUCUCGCAGCUCACCCACAACCACUAAUCCACACUAUUUCCAUACUGGGGAAAUGGUGACAAGGACUGUAGUAUUCAUAUGCAACAUCAGGGGUUAGACUAGAUGGCCUCCUGAGGUCCCUUCCAACCCUAAUUUUCUAUUAAUUUUCUGUGAUUGAAUUAGCAGCAAUUUAAAAAGAUAAAUAUUAAAAUACCCCAAAAUACAUUAGAAAAUGUACUUAAAAUAAAAAAUUAAAUGCGGAAGAGAAUAUAUUAAGCAACGUGAAUCCAAAGCUUUCAAAACAAAGCAAACAAGUUACCAGAAGUGAGGCCUUUCCAUGAUAAUGCCUGAAGGUUUCUGAUUCCUUUGUAAAUAUAAGCUGAUCUGUUUUACAUUUGAAUGAAUAUAGGUAAAGUACUGUAUAUAUGCAGAUAAAAGCAGCCUACUGAUGUAAAAAGAACUUGCAAAGAAUUUAUUAAAUUAUUUCCUAUGGAGAACGUACAAGUUUAUCAUCAUUUAAAUGUAAACCUCUUUGAACAGUUGAAGUGUACUGUAUAUGUUGAUGUGUGUAUAAAGUGUACAUUACAAAGUACAAGAAAAAGUGCCAUUAUUAACAGUAUUAUUUUCUCACAAAAUUAAAUCUAGUAUUUUUUAAUUAAUCUAUGGCUUGUAGCCCUCUUGUUAAAGGGCAAAUUAUGUAAAAUCAAUAAACUAACAGACUUGUU